GAAAUGGAAAUGUAAGCUCAGUAUUAACAAAUUAAAUAUAAAAUCUUCUUCUUCUUCUUCUUCUUCAUCUCGUAAGCAAAAUGGAUAUGAAGCAGAUAUUAGCAUUUGCUGCAGCUGUGGUGGCCAGCUUGGUAGUAUCAGCUCAAGGCGCCGACUUUGCGUUCUAUAAACUGAGUCUAAGAUGGCCGACUACUCUCUGUAUCGCUGCACCACAAACCUGUAAGAGUCCGAUACCCGACACCUUCACCAUCCAUGGCUUAUGGCCAACAUUUAAAGAUGACAAAAAUGUUCCUCCUUAUAAUCCACUUACUAAUAAAUGCAAUCCCAAUCCUAUGCCUGCAACUAAUAUUGUGGCUGAACUGCAACCCAUUAGAGGGAGGCUAGAGAAAAAAUGGCCAGACCUCAUUAAGGGUUACAGAAAUGAGGACCUUUGGGAAAUUCAGUGGUUGCACCAUGGAAUGUGCUCAGAUUAUCCUCGAGAUCCUUUGAUUUAUUAUACCAGCGCCUUAAUUCUUGCUGAGAACAGCAAAUACGACCCACUCAAAGUUUUGGGAGUUCAACCAUCACAAACUCCUUAUGACAUAGACACUUUAUUAGACAACGUGAAAAGGACAGUGGGAUUCUAUCCUCAAAUCUCGUGCAGUAUGCCAAUUAAAGGCAAGCAACUAUAUCUCAAGGAGAUCCGUUUCUGCUUCAAAAGAGCCAUGCCACCUUAUCAACUUCAAAAUUGCCCCGACGAUAUGGAUAAUCUGUGUAGGUCAGUGCCACCUCUCCAACGCACUGUUAUGAUUCCUCCACCAAUUACUACCAAUUCUGGCCUCAAUGUUACUUGGGAAUUAUUGGCUUCUGCCUAGCGGGGAAUACUUGAAAACUAGUAUCGCAUCGAAUAAGGAAAUAAUUCCGGCUACAUCCGGUAUUCUAUAUCUUUGUAUUAUGUUGUAUUCUCACAUGUC
Molecule: messenger RNA, 953 nt
Organism: Hibiscus syriacus
Lineage: Eukaryota; Viridiplantae; Streptophyta; Magnoliopsida; Malvales; Malvaceae
Product: ribonuclease 1-like
Exons: 3
Coding region: 81-854 (257 amino acids)
Biological process (GO): RNA catabolic process
Cellular component (GO): extracellular region
Molecular function (GO): ribonuclease T2 activity; RNA binding
Source: RefSeq, a predicted model, not a curated record